Messenger RNA from Dunckerocampus dactyliophorus (ringed pipefish), 1494 nucleotides. RefSeq names its product transmembrane protein 72 (gene tmem72). NCBI's taxonomy places the organism in Eukaryota, Metazoa, Chordata, Actinopteri, Syngnathiformes, Syngnathidae. The transcript is spliced from 5 exons. The coding region runs from base 153 to 914 and encodes 253 amino acids. The record is from RefSeq and is a predicted model, not a curated record.
GGCAGCACAUCACAACUCUCAGAGACUCCUCUUAACAUUCCGCUAUGUUUCUAGAAUGUUACCAUAGUAACUUCCUGAUCACCAGUUAUUUCAGAUAGCGUUAGAAGUGUAAAGGUUUGAUUUGUUUAGGGUGAACAAUACUGCCUGCAGUCAUGGGGAACUUAGGGAGCUUAGGGUGGAUUGUGGUGGAGAUUGCAUGCAGGAUUCUCGGCAUAUCGACAGCCACAGUGUUGUGUGCUGUGGGAGUGGAGACCCUGCAACAAGGAGACUUCAACAGCCUUGGCAUCUACCUACUAGUGUCCUCUUUUGGCAUCAUGAUCUUUGAACUGGCUUAUUUCAUCGAUUCACUUCUGCUCAUGUGCCUGCCUUGUCCUCCAGACUGGCAGCUCUUUAUGUUGUGGGGGAAGAUGGCCCACGUUGGAGGCUUUCAUAAGUUCCUCUACUAUGCCAUAAUGUCUGUGGUCUGUUUCCUGCACCCUGUGUUGGUGUGGCAUGCCAUUAUCCCAGGGACAAUGCUUCUUGCAACUGCAUUCUUCAACUUCAUACUCAGCAAGAAAACAAACACUAAAUGUCCCAUUAGACCAGAGGAGAGCUACAGUGACCAAGGCCUGACCGCGGUGUGCGUGACAGACGGACCAGGCCCGAACAAUGCGCUCUCCUUCUUCCACGUUUUGACAGGGAAAAGAGUUGCUGUGGCAACCAGGGACGGCUGCCACGUCCUGGCCGACAGACAAGGAGGGAGCUUCCAGGCCAUGCUGGAGCUGGAGCAGACGCCAAAAGAGAGGAGAAGGAAGGAGAGGAGGCCCAUGUGGAUGAGAGGCCGAGAGGAGGAGCGAGAGAUGGAGGAGAUAAGAGAGUUUGGGGAGUCAGAGCCAGAAACCACCUCAGACACUGCACCUAUGAUUACUGACUGAUGCUGUCUCUAAAGUAUCAUUUAUUGAUAACACACUUGAAGAAAAUGAUGAUUAUGUUCAUACUGAGCUGGUGCUAUGCUGCAACUACAAAUAAACGCACAAAACUAUGCUUUUCAACAAUGCCUGGUGAUAACAUGUGUAACAUGGUCAAUUAAGUCACUGUAAGUAUGUUAUGUAAAUGUGUUAUACAAGUAUAAUUACAUAAAAUAUAUGUUCAAGUUCAAACCUGAUGUGUUUGUAUUGUCAUGUCAUUAAUGUGGAAGGUCAAUAAUGUGCACCACUAGUGCUCUAAUUAGUGUGACACCUUUCAUUACUGUAUAAUUUUGGGCCACACCUUUGUACUUCCCUUUUGUUCGUGAUCUCCAUGUGAGAGGUAGGCGUCCGCAUGGUUCCAGAAAUUAGUGUUUUAGUUUAGAACUUUAUUUCUUAUCCUUUCUUGUCUUGUGUUGUAACCUUGUCAUUUGUGUGUUACUUCCAUCAGGUAUGCUAUUUUUGUCUCGCUUUUGUGUGUAAUGCCCUUUUUGUUCGUGAUCUCCAUGUGAGAGGGGCACCUUAUUCGGCCACAUUGUGACUGCAUCGU